AUGCUGCCAGUAGCAGACGAGGUGCAGUUACAUGUGUUCGUGGAUGCCAGUUCUAGUGCAUAUGCAGCCGUCGCGUAUCUGCGCAUAUGCAAAGGGGAAGACGUUGAUAUCGCAUUUGUCGCCGCUAAAUCGCGUUGUGCUCCUCUUAAGGGCAUGACAAUUCCCCGCUUGGAACUGCAAGCCGCAGUUCUUGGUAGCCGUCUUCAGAAGUCAGUUGUGGAAUACCACGACUUCAAUAUACAUCGCAUCGUAUUGUGGAGUGACUCAAAGACAGUAUUGCUCUGGAUCCGCUCGACGACUAGAGAAUACAAACAAUUCGUCGCUGGUAGAAUCGCCGAAAUCAUUUCUAGCACAAACCCAUUACAGUGGAGAUGGUUGCCCUCGUCGUUGAAUGUUGCCGACGAUGCCACACGAGGUCAGCCCAUGACAGAAUCCGAUGCACGAAACCGCUGGUUCAAGGGGCCUACCUUUCUGCAACUCCCAGAAUCUGAGUGGCCAAAAGAAGUUACGCCACUUACGUCAACAGGAUGUGCUGCCGAGGAGAAGAAAAUCUUGCUUCUCACCUCAACAACAGAUGAGUAUGUCAUUAAUUUUACAAAAUUUUCGUCUUUUUUGAAGUUACUUAGGGUAACGAGCUGGGUGUUACGAUUCAACUUUAACGCAAGAAACCGUAUUCGCCGUUCAGGAGAGCUAAAAGCAUUUGAGAUCACUGACUCAGAAGUCUUCGUAUGUUGCCGCGUUCAGGAAGAGGUCUUUCCUAACGAAUUAGAAGAGUUGCUCUCCAAGCAAAAAGUGUCGAAGUCGAGCCCGUUAUACCAACUUACGCCAUUUUUAGACAUCGAUGGUUUGAUUAAAGUGAAUGGCCGCAUCGAUGCAGCAUAUUGCCUCCCUCUAUCGGCACGUCGUCCAAUCAUAAUGCCUCAACGCCACCACGUAACCAGUCUCUUAGUUUCAUAUUGGCACAAAAAGCUUCAUCAUCAGAAUGAUUGUCUCACAAUAAAUCAAAUUCGGCAAAAGUUCUGGGUACCACACAUCCGAGCAGUGCUUACGUCAGUAAAAAAACGUUGUUCCGUAUGUAUCAUCAACACAGCCAAGCCAAGUGCGCCGAUGAUGGGUCAAUUGCCUGUCGAUCGCCUCACGCCUUACGUUCGUCCAUUCAGCUACACAGGAGUCGAUUACUGCGGUCCAUUUUUCGUCACUAUUGGUCGUCGUAGAGAGAAACGCUGGGUUGCGUUAUUCACGUGUUUAACCGUCAGAGCCAUACACCUGGAGGUAGCUGAGGAUUUAUCGACCGAUGCGUUCAUAAUCUGCAUCAGAAACUUCAUCAACCGUCGUGGCACACCCGUACGAAUGCGAAGCGAUAACGGAACUAAUUUCGUUGGCGCCCAAAAACUAUUACGCGUCGAAGAGAGACUAUUUGACUUUAACCGUAUUGAACAAGAUUGCGCCGAACGCGGUAUAGAGUGGAUCUUUAAUUGCCCUGCGAACCCGGCUGCUGGAGGAUGCUGGGAAAGAUUGGUUCAGUGUGUAAAGCGACUUUUGGAGCGAGUGCUAAAGGAAGAAGCGCCUCGUCUGGAAACAUUCAGAAGUACUUUAAUUGAAGCUGAAAACAUCUUAAACAGCCGUCCGCUUACAGAUAUUCCAAUCUCACAUCACGACCAAGAGCCGCUAACGCCGAACCACUUUUUGUUGGGUUGCCUGAAUUCAACGCAAACUCCAAGUCUCGAAGAAGAAAAGUUGUGCACCAGAAAGCAAUGGAGAAUUUCGCAAGCCUUGAAAGAUCGUUUGUGGAAAAGGUGGACCAGUGAGUAUUUGCCAUCCCUAAUAUGUCGCCCAAAAUGGAGGGAACAAGUCAAACCACUACAGCCAGGACAGUUGGUAAUAGUAUGCGAACCAAAUUUCCCGAGAAGUAAAUGGCUCAAAGGCAGAAUUAAGGAAGUGUUCGCCGCAAAGGAUGGCCAAGUCCGAUCCGCUAUAGUUCAAACCAGCACAGGAGAUUUGCGAAGACCAGCCGCAAAGCUAGCCGCUUUAAAUAUUUGUGAAUCCCAAUAA
This is a messenger RNA of Rhagoletis zephyria (snowberry fruit fly), 2052 nucleotides long. RefSeq lists its product as uncharacterized. Gene Ontology annotation, molecular function: nucleic acid binding. NCBI's taxonomy places the organism in Eukaryota, Metazoa, Arthropoda, Insecta, Diptera, Tephritidae. The record is from RefSeq and is a predicted model, not a curated record. Gene Ontology annotation, biological process: DNA integration.